Messenger RNA from Chelmon rostratus (copperband butterflyfish), 3188 nucleotides. RefSeq names its product histamine receptor H2a (gene hrh2a). Gene Ontology annotation, cellular component: membrane; dendrite. The record is from RefSeq and is a predicted model, not a curated record. Bases 732 to 2033 code for a protein of 433 amino acids. Lineage: Eukaryota; Metazoa; Chordata; Actinopteri; Chaetodontiformes; Chaetodontidae. Gene Ontology annotation, molecular function: G protein-coupled serotonin receptor activity; neurotransmitter receptor activity. Gene Ontology annotation, biological process: G protein-coupled receptor signaling pathway, coupled to cyclic nucleotide second messenger; chemical synaptic transmission. The transcript has 4 exons.
CACGCACACACGCUUCAUGACUGAGCCUGUGGUUCUCUCGGGGAGCAGUGCAGAGUAGCGGGGGCAGCCGUCACAGAAAAGGAAAAGCAGCACCGAGGUGUCACCGGAGCCAUAGAAGAUGGUGCUGAAGCCAAGGUGAUGCCAUGGACCACUUCCACUCAGCCGCGCAGACACAAAGCUGUUCAACAGACACCACAGAUGCUUCACCAGCUGAGCGCAGCGCUGAUCUGCAGUUCCCAGUGGCAGCGUUCUUCAGGAGGCAAAUGCUGUUCAGCCAACUUCUUGCUAGAUGUUUUUGAUGAAUGUCGCUCUGAAUGGGAAUGCCGGUGUGGUCGAGUUGCGGGAGAGUUGAAAGCUAUGGUUAGUGGGGUUCAGGCCUGGCAAGCAACAGCGACCAGUCAAGCAAAGUAGCAGCAAAGACAGAGGAAAUAUUGGGAGAGAGGAGGAGACAGAGGGAUUAUAUGUGGAUAUGUGGCAAUAUCUUGAUUACGUCAAAUGUGACCAUGGAGACACUGAGAUUAGAUGGUAUGCACCUUAAUGAGUGGGAGCACCCAAUCACUCUGAGUGAACAUAUGACAUUAUCAAUGAACCUUAGUCUUGGGAUUAUUUAUUCUUUGCAAAAAAGUGAGGCCUCUAAUCUAGUUUAAAACUGAAACAAAAACACAACAAUGGUUCACAUGAAGCUCCAGCGAUGAUGUCAUCAGAUUAUCUCCAGUGAAGCGCCAGCGAUAAUGUUGUCGAGCGUGAUGCUGGGUGUCUUCCUGUCCCUCCUCAUCCUUCUGACUGUCGGAGGCAACGUGCUGGUGUGCCUGGCCGUCUGCGCCUCUCGACGCCUCCGCUGCCUCACUAACUGCUUCAUCGUGUCGCUGGCAGUGACGGACUUGCUGCUCGGCCUCUUGGUCCUCCCCUUCUCCGCCCUCCUCCAGCUCAAUGACGAGUGGCCACUCGGCCCGGUCUUCUGCAACUUCUACAUCUCCAUGGACGUCAUGCUGUGUACUGCCUCCAUCCUCACCCUCCUGGCCAUCAGUGUGGACCGCUACCUGGCAGUGACCAUGCCUCUGAGAUACACCUCACUGGUGUUGCCGUGGAGGGUUGCUGUGGCGAUGGCCAGUGUUUGGACGGUGUCUGUCGCCGUGUCUUUCUUGCCCAUCCAAAUGGGGUGGAACACCGUUAAUGGGACAGUGCAGAACCACGGGCCUUGGGCUCCAGAGAGGAGAUGCCGUUUUGAGCUGAACAGACCCUACGUGCUGACCGACUCUCUCCUCACUUUCUACCUGCCUCUGGUGGCCAUGUGCUGGACCUACCUCCGAAUACUUCGCAUUGCACGGGCACAGGCCAAACGCAUUAUCAGUGCCCGACCCACUUACAUCACCAGCUACAACUGCAGAAGCAGUCCUCCCACUGGUACCACAGUGGUUUGCAGUGUUACAGCAGUGGCUCUGCGGGAGCACAAAGCCACAGUGACGCUGGCAGCAGUGAUUGGGGCUUUUGUGGUGUGCUGGCUGCCGUAUUUCAUCCUGUUCACAGUGCUGGGCCUGAAGGAGCAUCCAGACCCUAGCGCGGUACCAGAAUUUCCCAUUGUGUUGUGGCUGGGUUACGCCAACUCAGCCCUCAACCCUUUCCUCUAUGGAGCCCUCAACAGGGACUUCAGGUCAGCCUAUGCCCAUCUACUGAAAUGUCGAUGCCCUACUUACAGUGGGUGGAGGAGCCGUCAGCCGUCUGCCAUUGAAACAGCAGUCAGAGAUGACCUUACAGAGGUGACACUGCUCUGUGGCCACGCCCCUUCCACCUGCAUGGCAGGUCAAACAGAUCAAAGCUUCAUGCUUCAAGAAAUGAACAGCGGGACAGUUACAGCGGCUGCCCAAUUUACAAAUGGCUCUGCUGCCACAGAUGUCAAUGGCAAUGAAAGCAAUCACUCUAUCCGCAAUCAAACAAACAAAAAUGGGAGAACACGGGACCUCAGUAACUCAACUCAGCAAGAACCAGCUGCAAGCACAGAGCCAGCCUCCAUUUGCCCAGGACCGAACAAAUGAGGACGGUUCUACGUGGACAAGGCUAAAAGUUAAGCUGCCUGAUGAAAUCCUUCCACUGCAGCCAACCAUCAAACAGGGCAACAUGUGGCCCUGAUAUGCUCUCGAACUAACUGCGGAUAGUACUGAAGCACUGGAGGACUAAAUAAAACCAGCUGAUUAACUUAUUAGUAACUAUAUUUUUUAUGCUGACUCAAGAGCGCACUCCAGUGGAAGCACAAAGUAUCGCAACUUCAACCUGGAAAAAAGGAAAAGGAAGUGGGCGUUUUACAAAUUCAGGGAAUGGAAGGGGACAAGUGAGAAACUGACUUUUAUGACACGUUGUGUGUAAUGUGUUGGCAUGUGUGACAUUUGAAUGUGCAGCAUGAAAACUUAUGUCAAUGUGUCCAUUUAGAAAAAUGCAGCCGCCUCCAGACUUCGUCUUUACUGUUGCUCAUUCGUUGGCAGAAAGCUGGAAACUGUAUUUAUUCUAUAAUACUGUAAAAGUAACUGAGGACUGAAAAAAAUGGAAUGUACUGUUCCUCGGAAAGAGAACAUUACAACCACACUGAACCAAUAAAGAGCAGCUUAAAUAAAGAAUACAAUACAUACUAUGAUUUUGGAGGCAAAGUAGUUAAGUCUGGAUAGGGAUUAUCAUGUGGGAUGAUACAGAAAACACAGUGCGAGCAUAAAGGAAUACAAGAACAAUGGAAACAAUUCAUCACAGCUGUCAGCACAUAUUCCCUCAAACUAUUGCCACAUUAACACUUAACCUUCUCCAUACUUCAAGUGAUUUCCUCUGAGGACUGACACAGAAGUGUACAUAAUAUCUAUCUGCAUGUCAGGCACCAGCUGGAAACAAGUGUUAGAGGGGAUUUACAACCCAUUCAACCAAGAGGAAGCCCUUAUUUGGUAUUUAUAACAACUAGGAUAGUCAUUUCUUCAAUUAAGCUCCACAGAUUUUGUUCAGUUCUUAUUUAUCCAGGCUAGAUUAGCUGAGAAUGAAAGCUCUUUUACAGAAACUUCCUGCAUCACACUUAAUCGCACUAACAGCCACAUUGACCACUGAGUAACUCCACUGAAGCAGCAGGGGGUUAAAGGAUAGGUUCAGAUUUCUUGCUUAAUAAAUACCCACAUGCACUCUAACCUUCCCUCCUAACGGCUAGGACGUGAUCCCUU